GUAUGAGAGUGUGUCAGUGAUGUGACUGAAUAGGGUGAAAUGACCUCAGAGCGGACAACAGGCUGAUUAUCAUGCUGAGCUGGUGAUGCCGUCGCUGCUGAGACCUAUGAAGGACGAUGGGGACAGUCAUUCGUCCAUUACAGACCCAAUCCAGGACAAAAAGAAAAACUAAAAGCUACAGACCUAAGAAAGAAAUGAACUAAGGACCAUCAACUGUUGGACCAUGUAGAGCAUGUCAUUUUGAUGAAGGCAGUAUUAUUGAAAGGGCUAAGAACAGAAAUGGAAACAAAGUUUUGAAUAACGUAUUCAUGAUGAACAGUCUAAAGCUCUAGUUCAUCGCAUCUUAGCUGGUGCCUUUGUAGCAGUCUUACUGAUGUUAGCCAUUUUUAAAAGGAAGCUGGCAUUAGUGUCUUUGAAGCAAUUACAGUAGUAGGUCAUACAUUAAAAAAAAUGCAAAAAAUAUAAAAAGAAAUGUUAGUUGAAGGUCUGUAUUAGAAAAAAGUGCGGUCUUAUACAAAAUUAUUUUAAAAAAUGUUGAAAAUGUAGCUUAAAGAACAAACAAUGACUUAUUUUACUUUCACCAAAAAAGCUAGCCAAAACAAUUACCAGAAAUGUUCCUUGAAAAGGUAUGAAUUAAUUUGACCCACAAAACUGUAUUAGCGGUGCCACACCCACGCAGGUAGGCAGGUGGAGACAAUGUCCUGACAGAGCCACUGCCAGGUGAAAAUGAAAAAGUUACUCCUCCACUUCCCUGCUCUCUAAAUCACGAGUUGUACAUGCAAACAUACACACACACCCACAUCCUCACAGCUGCACAGCUGUUGGGCUGAGACAGAUGAGGGGAGGAACCCAGACCUUCUGAUGAGAGCCAGAACCAGCUCCAGAGAGAGAGAGAGAGAGAGAGAGGGAGAGGCAGACAGUGUCAGAGGAAAGCUAGUCUACAGCACUGCAACUCUUACUGUCAACCUUUAAGACUUGACUCUGCCUCUGGCACCGGGUUCUGGGGGCACCAUGCAAGGGCGCACAGGAAAAAACCCCAAGAGAGAGAUGGUGAUUGAGUUACCACAGCAGUACAGGAGCCUGGCUGAGACUGAGUCUGAGCUGGAGGCUGGGUCACAAGUGGCUGUGGUGAAACCAAAGAUUAUAGAACCUGUGGACUAUGAGUAUGUGCUUCUUCAGAGGAAGAUGCAAAUUAUGAGUGAUCCUCUUCGGGACAUGCUGCAGUUUCCAACAGACGACUUUCAGAUCUCCACACUACAGCGCCAGGGCAGGACUUUGUUUUCCACUGUGCCAGAGACUGCUGAGAGGGAAGGCUGCUCACUAUUUGUUCAUGAGUGCAUCAAGACCUACAGGUCUAACUGGCAUGUGGUCAGUUACAAGUAUGAAGGAUAUUCUGGAGACUUCCGUCAGCUCACACAUAAGAUAUUACCAUCAGAGAAACUGGCAGCUCAUGUAUUUGAAGUGGAUGAAGAUGCAGAAAAAGAUGAGGACACCCUUGGUUCCAAAAAGGGAGGGGUCUCCAAACAUGGCUGGCUCUACAAAGGCAACAUGAACAGUGCAAUCAGUGUUACCAUGAGGUCCUUCAAGAGAAGAUAUUUUUAUCUUGCUCAGCUUGGAGAUGGCUCUUAUAAUCUUAACUUCUACAAAGAUGAAAACACCUCAAAAGAACCCAAAGGAACCAUCUUCCUGGAUUCAUGCACAGAAGUUGUUCAGAACACCAAAGUUCGUCGCUUUGCCUUUGAGCUGAAGAUGCAGGACAAGAGCAUGUUUCUGUUAGCUGCGGACAGUGAGGCAGAAAUGGAGGAUUGGAUGAACACACUCAACAAGACCCUUCACAGCAGCUUUGAGCAGGCCAUGCAGGAGAAGAAGAACAGAGACUUGCAAGAUGAUGAGGAACAAGAAAAAACAGACCUGACCUCCAGUUGCUUUCAGGACAGCUUCCAGACUGGGAGAGAGAUUGAUAUCAAAACGAGGAGUGAUGCUCAUCCCAAACUCUUCACUCUUGAUCCUUUUACACAGAAACUGGACUUUACUGGCCUUGAGCCAGACAUACGGCAGUUUGAGGAGAAGUUUGGAAAGAGAGUCCUUGUCAGCUGCAAUGACCUGUCCUUCAACCUGCAAGGCUGUGUGGCUGAAAAUGAAGCUGGACCCACAACCAACGUGGAGCCUUUCUACGUGAUCCUGUCCCUUUUUGACGUCCAGAACAGCAGAAAGAUCUCGGCUGACUUUCAUGUGGAUCUAAACCACCCUCUGGUGCGAGGGAUGACUUCAAGUUCUGUUAAUAAUUCAGAGAUGAACAGCAAUGAAGAUGAUGGACCUCUCAGUGGCUACAAGCUGGCCAGCAUGCUGCCAGAAGGAUCUCUUCAGUACCCCAGGCAGGGGGUUUUCUCAGUCACCUGCCCUCAUCCUGAGAUCUUCCUGGUGGCCAGGAUUGAGAAGGUUCUUCAAGGAGGAAUCACUCACUGCACUGAGCCCUACAUGAAGAACUCAGACUCUGCAAAGGUGGUCCACAAAGUGUUGAAGAAUGCUAGACUGGCCUGCGGCAGACUGGGGCAGUACAGGAUGCCUUUUGCAUGGGCUGCAAGGUCUGUCUUCAAAGAUGCAUCAGGAACUUUGGAUAAAAACUCUCGUUUCUCAGCUCUCUACAGACAGGAGAGCAGCAAACUGUCAGACGAGGACAUGUUCAAACUUCUGGCUGAUUUUAGAAAACCAGAAAAAAUGGCCAAACUUCCUGUGCUCUUAGGGAACUUGGACGUGACUAUUGACAGUGUGCCUUCAGAUGUGACCAAUUGUGUCACUUCCUCUUACAUUCCCGUGAGGGGUUUUGAGGACGUCGGGUCAGGCAGCACUCUGCUGGAGGUUGAGGAGUUUGUGCCCUGCAUUGCCAAAUGCUCACAGCCAUUUACCAUCUAUAAGAACCACUUAUACGUCUACCCAAAACAUCUCAAGUACGAUAGCCAGAAGUCUUUUGCUAAGGCAAGGAAUAUUGCUGUGAGAGUUGAGUUCAAGGAUUCCGACGACGAUGAAGCACAGCCACUGAAGUGCAUCUAUGGUCAUUCUGGUGGUGCUCUCUUUACUACACAUGCCUAUGCAGCUGUCCUGCACCAUCAGCAGAACCCAGAGUUUUACAGUGAGAUAAAGAUAGAGCUGCCGACCCAGCUGCAUGAAAAGCAUCACCUUCUUUUCACCUUCCAUCAUGUCAGCUGUGACAGCAAUAGUAAGAAGAAAGAUCCCGUGGAGAGUCCAGUGGGCUCAGCCUGGCUGGCUCUGCUGAAGGAUGGCAAAGUCAUCAUGAAUGAACAGCCACUCCCUGUGGCUUCAAAUCUACCUGCUGGCUACCUCAGUGCCCAGGACUGCUCAACGAAGCACUGUGGUUCUGAGAUUAAAUGGAUUGAUGGAGGAAAACCUGUCUUCAAAGUUUCCACCUACCUGGUUUCUACCAUUUAUACUCAGGAUCAGCACUUACACAACUUCUUCCACCACUGUCAAAGCAUGGAGGUCUCAGAACAGGGUUCAGAGGGGGACUUGGUUAAAUACCUCAAGAGUCUUCAUGCCAUGGAAGGUCAUGUGUUGGUCAACUUUCUCCCCACCAUCCUUAAUCAGCUCUUUUGUAUCCUGACUAGAGCCAGAAAUGAGGACGUGGCAGUCAACGCUACCAGGGUAAUGGUCCAUGUAGUAGCACAGUGCCAUGAGGAGGGGCUUGAACAUUACCUACGAUCUUAUGUCAAGUUUGUUUUCAAGCCAGAGCCUUACUCUUCCACAGUGGGUAAAACCAUACACGAGGAGCUGACUGGAGCCAUGACAGCCAUACUUAAGCCAUCUACUGACUUUCUGACCAGCAACAAGCUUCUGAAGCACUUGUGGUACUUCUUUGAAGCCCUAGUGAAAUCUAUGGCCCACCAUCUCAUUGAAAGUGAAAAGGUGAAGCUCUCCAGAAACCAGCGAUUCUCUGCCUCCUUCCACCAAGCCUUAGAGACACUGGUUCACACAUUGAUGCCACACAUCACUCAGAAAUACAAAGACAACCUGGACGCAGCAAGCAAUGCCAACCACAGCCUGGCAGUUUUCAUCAAGCGCUGCUUCACCUUCAUGGACAGAGGCUUUGUCUUCAAGCAGAUCAACAACUAUAUGAACUACUUUGUUCCUGGAGAUCCCAAGACCUUGUAUGAGUUCAAGUUUGAGUUCCUGAGAGUCGUCUGCAACCAUGAGCAUUAUGUCCCUCUUAAUCUGCCCAUUCAAUUUGGAACAGGGCGAAUGCAGAGGUUCCAAGAUCUCCAGCUGGACUAUUCCUUAACUGAUGACUUUUGUCAAAACCACUUCCUGGUUGGUCAGCUGCUCAGGGGGGUGAGCAGUGCUCUGCAGGAGUACAAGGAUGUCCGCCAGAUUGCCAUCCAGGUUCUGAAAGGCCUGAUGAUCAAACACACAUUUGAUGAUCGCUACACAGGAAAAAGCCAGCAGGCCCGACUGGCCACUCUUUACCUCCCUCUGUUUGGCCUUCUCCAGGAAAACAUCAACCGUCUGGAUGUCAAGGAGUCAACGAUUCACAACCCAGUAAGUUUGACAUCUCACGGCGUUCAGUCUCCAUUUUCCAAGUGUUUGUAUGUACGUCUAUGUAUAUUUGUGUGUGCGUUUCUAAAAUCAAAAUUUUGUUUCUGCCAGAAUGUAAGGGAGGAGUCAAUAGUGGUGGCUCAAAAAACUGGCAGCAUCGUAGAAAAUGCUCUCCACAAAGAUGUGUGUGGAGUCAUCGCUGUAACAGCACCUCCUCUCAGCUCCAUCCCUAGUACCAUUGCAGUUCACCACACAGACUCUAGAGGUUCCCUGGUGUCCACAGACUCUGGUAACAGCCUGCUGGACAAGAGGAGUGACAUGACUAACUCCCUGGAAAGGAAUCAAGGGUCAUCAACUCUGGGCAGCAAUCUGCUGCGCUGUGACAAACUUGAGGAGGAUGAGAUCAAAAAUCUGCUCAUGUGCUUCCUGUAUAUUCUCCAGAGCAUGUCCGAGGAAGCCCUUUUUUCUUACUGGAACAAAGCACCUUCGUCAGAACUGAUGGACUUCUUUACAUUGGGGGAAAUUUGCUUGCAUCAGUUCCGAUACAUGGGGAAGAGACUCAUUGCCAGGAGCUAUGACAGUCCAGCACCCGCAGCUGCAGACAGGAAGUCUCUGACUCUACCUGUGUCUCGUAACAGGGCAGGGAUCUUACACUCUCGCCUACAGCAGCUGGGAACUUCAGAGAACUAUCACACCUUGAACAUCUACUCUCACACAGAAGCCGAUUUGAGCAGCCAGUGUUUGCUGGAGGCGAAUGUUUCCACUGAGGUGUGUCUCACUGUGCUGGACACACUCAGUAUUUUCAUCAAGGGUUUUAAGACCCUGCUGACCUUAGACCUGGGUCACAACCCCUUGAUGAAGAAGGUCUUUCAGGUGCACUUGUGUUUCCUGCAGAUCCCACAGUCUGAGAUGGCCCUCAAACAGGUCUUUACCUCUCUCAGGACCUUCAUCUACAAGUUCCCUUGUACAUUCUUUGACGGGCGGGCAGACAUGUGUGCUUCUCUGUGCUACGAAAUACUCAAGUGCUGCAACUCCAAGCUCAGUUCUAUCCGCAGUGAUGCUGCCCACCUCCUCUAUUUCCUCAUGAAAAGUAACUUUGACUACACGGGCCGCAAGUCCUUUGUACGGACUCAUCUACAGGUGGUGAUUGCAGUCAGUCAGCUGAUUGCAGAUGUCAUCGGUAUCGGAGGAACCCGUUUUCAGCAGUCCCUCUCCAUCAUUAACAAUUGUGCCAACAGUGACAAGAAUGUGAAGCAUACUGCCUUCCCAUCUGAUGUAAAAGACCUGACAAAGCGCAUCAGGACGGUGUUGAUGGCCACAGAGCAGAUGAAGGAGCAUGAGAAUGACCCAGAGAUGCUGGUGGAUCUACAGUACAGUUUGGCCAAGUCCUACACCAGCACCCCCGAGCUGCGCAAGACCUGGCUGGACAGCAUGGCGCGCAUCCACAACAAGAAUAGAGAUCUCUCUGAGGCUGCCAUGUGUUAUGUGCACGUUGCUGCUCUAGUGGCUGAGUAUUUGUGGAGAAAAGGAAUGUUUAGACAUGGAUGCUCUGCAUUCCGUGUUAUUACACCAAAUAUUGAUGAAGAGGCAGCCAUGAUGGAGGAUGUAGGAAUGCAGGAUGUUCACUUCAAUGAGGAGGUUUUAAUGGAGCUGCUGGAGGAGUGUGCUGAAGGCCUCUGGAAGGCGGAGCGAUAUGAGCUCAUUGCUGAUGUGUACAGGCUCAUCAUCCCCAUUUAUGAGCAGAGGAGAGACUUCGAGAAACUGUCACACCUGUAUGACACACUGCACCGGGCUUACACUAAAGUGAUAGAGGUGAUGCACUCAGGCAAGAGGCUGCUGGGCACACACUUCAGAGUGGCCUUCUUUGGACAGGGCUUUUUCGAGGAUGAAGAUGGAAAGGAAUACAUCUACAAAGAGCCAAAGUUCACGCCAUUGUCUGAGGUCUCUCAGAGGCUGCUGAAGCUGUACUCUGAUAAGUUUGGCCAAGAGAACGUCAAGAUCAUUCAGGACUCUGGCAGGGUGAACCCAAAGGACCUGGACUCCAAGUAUGCCUACAUCCAAGUGACUCACGUCUCACCUUACCUGGAGGACAAGGAGCUAGAGGACAGGAAGACAGACUUUGAGAAAAACCACAACAUCCGACGCUUUGUAUUUGAGACUCCUUUUACAACGUCGGGCGGAAAGCAGGGAGGAGUGGAGGAACAGUGUAAACGCCGGACCAUUCUCACCACCACACACUGUUUCCCGUAUGUGAAGAAGCGAAUCCCGGUCAUGUACCAACAUCAAAGUGACCUGAGCCCAAUCGAGGUGGCCAUUGAUGAGAUGAGUGCCAAAGUGGCCGAGCUGAGGAUGUUGUGCUCAGCUUCAGAGGUGGACAUGAUCCGACUACAGCUGAAACUGCAGGGCUGCAUUAGUGUUCAGGUAAACGCUGGUCCUCUUGCUUAUGCCCGAGCCUUCCUGGACAACAGCAGUGCUAAGAAAUACCCCGACAACAAGGUCAAACAACUGAAAGAGGUCUUCAGGCAUUUUGUGGACGCCUGUGGUCAGGCACUCGUAGUAAACGAGAGACUGAUCAAAGAGGACCAACAGGAGUAUCACGACGAGAUGAAGGCCAGCUACAGAGACCUGACCAGGCAGUUGUCCAGCAUUAUGAAUGAGCAGAUCAACCCAGUGGAGGACAGUAGCAGGAGCGCUCUCUUUGACUCCAUGGGCAUCUUCAACGCCAUCAGUGGCACACCCACCAGUGCCAGCCCACAUGGCUCCACCACUGUACUCUAACUGAGUUGUUUCCUUCAGCUCUCAUAAUUGCCUUCUGUUUGUUUUGAAUGAAGGUCAUACCCGUCCAUCAAUGUUUCCUGUGGAGACUUUGGAGCCAGGUUUGAGCCACAGUCUGUUUUUGUUUUAUCCUGUAUAACAGUAUGUUUUUUUACACUAUUUUUUACACUUCUUUUCCUGUUUCAAAUGCACAUGAGCCAUUUUCUAUUCAACGUUUGAAUUCAUUUGUCUCUCUAUUCUGGGCCAGUGGACUCUACUACAUUAUGUGUGCAAUAUUUUCUAUUGUUUCAGUGGAUGAACCCACUGGAACUCACUCUAGCCUAAAGAAAAAACAUAAUUCAAAUGUCCUUUAAAAAUACAUUUCUACCAGAGGAACUAGUACUAGGACCUGGGAAUGGUACCAGGAACUAUGGGUGCCUGUUUCCACUGCAGGAGUGAGAAACUAAAUGGAAGUUUAGGAACUGUUUUUUUUUAAUAAUCAAGUUGAUCUUUUUUUUUCUAACUGUAGACUUUUUCCAGAGAGCUGAAACCUAACUUCCCAAGUCUAAAAAAUGGCUGCAUGAUAUUUCACCCACGAUUACUGGGAUAAAAAAAAAAAAUGAAGUAUCUAUGAGAAGGGUGUACUUUUAACAUCCUUGACAUAUUCUUUAACUAAUGUAUGAUUUGGGUAAUAUAAUCUGUGAGAUGAAAGCUAAAAGCUAAAAAUAAACCUUUAAAUGUUCAUGUAAAUAUGCUUGGAAUUUUAAUAAAUGAAUUUUUAAGAAACAGAGGUUUUUUUAAAGAAUAUUUAGUAUAUAGAGUAUAUAAAAAAUCUUUUUGUGAGAUGUAAUAUUUGUGUAUUUGACUUUUAUUUAUUUUCUUAUUUUUGUUUAGUCUGGUGCAAAAUGAUGAAAAGAGAUGUGUAUAGAAUAAAAGUGGUAGGCUAUUGUAGUAAUAUUUAAUCUGUUGUAAAUUAACUUUCAAAUACAGAUGAAAAUCUCAAAUGUUUUUAAAAUAUAUGGAAUUUAAAUAUCUUGCUUGAAAAACAAAGUAUUUUUUAAAUUUACUGAAUAAAUGUAACAACACUAGAAAUGGAUCCUAAAUAUCAAAGGAGGAACUUGUCAUGUUGGAUAUUCCUGAUAUAAAACUUUAAUUGUCUGUUAUGAGGAAAUGUAGAAAUAAGUAAAAAAAAAAAAAAAAAAUCGAACAAAAAAAACAAAACAAAUCACCACAUCACAGAGUUCACCGGGGCAUUUUCUUAUCAGCUUGUAAAUAAAGCCUGUUCUCUAAGGUGUUAUAAAAAUGAUAA
Cynoglossus semilaevis (tongue sole) is the source of this 8611-nucleotide messenger RNA. Its product is annotated as dedicator of cytokinesis protein 9-like. The transcript has 51 exons. Lineage: Eukaryota; Metazoa; Chordata; Actinopteri; Pleuronectiformes; Cynoglossidae. Gene Ontology annotation, molecular function: guanyl-nucleotide exchange factor activity. The record is from RefSeq and is a predicted model, not a curated record. Gene Ontology annotation, biological process: positive regulation of GTPase activity; small GTPase-mediated signal transduction. The coding region runs from base 1012 to 7326 and encodes 2104 amino acids.